This is a messenger RNA of Coregonus sp. 'balchen', 14926 nucleotides long. Lineage: Eukaryota; Metazoa; Chordata; Actinopteri; Salmoniformes; Salmonidae. The record is from the annotation of a GenBank genome assembly.
AGGACCGCUCCCCUGCCGCUCUACUGAGAAGGUGUCACAUCGGCGUGACAGAGACGGACACGCCUCCCUCGGCUGGGACCAAGGCUGCCCUGUCCUCGGGCUCAUGGGAUGGAGGAGGAAGUGGGGAGGGACAGCCUGCGGAGGGACAGCCUGAUGCCGAUGGUACCUGCCCUGAUCUGUCGGCACUGGCCAACCUGUUUGAGAGUGAGGAGGGCUCCCAGUCACCUCAGGACCCGGCUCCGGACGUAGACCGGCCAGGCCAGCUGCAGCCAGGAGACAGCCGACAGAACCUCCGCAUGAAGUUCCACGGUGCCUUUAAGAAGGGCAUCUCUAACCCCAUGGACCUGCUGGAGUCGACCAUCUACGAGUCACCCGUGGCGCCCGGCCCCAAGAAAGCCCCCAUGGACUCUCUCUUUGACUAUGGCACCUAUAGGCACACCAACAACAAGAAGCCACGCAGGAAGAAGCUCCCACGAGGGUGAGGAGGGCCCUCGGUUUUGAAGUAGAUACGUGACUCAUUUGUUAUGGUGGCUUUCAUGGGUCCAUGAGCACAUGCAGAGGCAUAGAUUGUUAAACAACAUGUAGAGUUAGAAGCAGCAUAGUAGAUCACUUCUGGGGUGUAGAUGUGACCAACUGGGUUCGAACCCGGUUUCUCCUGCAUGCCACAAGACUGUGUUAGCCCCCUGAACUUAAAGCCUAGGCAUCGGCUUUGGGAUUAAACGCAAGUCUUCAGGUGUCAGGCAAGGUUGUUUAUCACACAAGUGUGAUUCACCUAACUAUCUCUGUUACACAGACCACACCAUAGGGUUUGUACAGGGAACCAAAGGUUGUUAGUCAGUCAUGUUUGACACCUCACCAUAUGAUAUAAAGGACACAUUCCCAUAAGAGAUGAUCUGGGUUACAGAUACACAAAAACUGCUUCUAUGAUUGUGGCAAUAUUUUUCUACCUUAUAAGUGAUUUCCCCUAAAAACGUUGAUCAAAUUGGCUUGGUUUCUGAGCUGAGAGUUUCUGAGUUGAGAGUAUCAAUAUUCUAUUUUACAAUACAUUGCAGUUUUCUUUAUUAAUCAAAGGCUUGGCUUGGAAAAAAUGGCUCAUUGCAAAAAAAAAUAAACUCUUCAACCGGCAAAAAAAAAAGAAACUCUUCAACUGCCACUGUUUAGUCACAUAGGUGUGUCCCUCCCAUGUGGAAGUUCAUAAACAGAAGGGCUAGUCAGAGGGACAUUCAGUCAUCUAACAGAGAGUGUGUUGUUGUUUCCUUCCUCACAGCCAUUGAGGUAAUAUUUAGGCUGGAGCUUGUUCCUGGCUACAUGUUUCACAGUGAGGUCUAUUUAUUGAGUAGCUCACUAGUAGAACUUGGACAGCAGUUCACUUUAUAUGGUUUAUCUUUCUACCUUUUUUCUAGGCUACAACUACCGGUAACACUUUACUUAGUCCACAGGUAUAAUUAUGAUGCAGUUAUAUUGCAUUGUUAGACUUAUCAUAAGCACAUAUGACCCCCUUAUAAUGUAUUUGUAUCAUCGCAUUAUGAUCCUGACAAAAUACCAGCCAUUUUGAGUCUGUUGAACAUUUGCUAGAGAGACAUAACAUAUAAGCCUCAUAAUAAGAUAUUUAAAAGGCACAUACAUGCUUAUAACAAGUAAUACAGCAUUACAUUACUGUUGGCUUUAAGUGUUGGCCCAACUACCAUUCUUGACCCCCACUGUUUAGUCCCACCACCUGUAGGCCUACUGAUGCCAGAAAUCACCAUUUCAAAAUCAUCCAAUAAUCAGCCGCCAUCUUUCAUUUCGGAUAAGUAAUGUAACACUGAGGGAUUUCUGUGUCCCUACUAAUGAUGUAUAUAAACACUUAUAGUAUGUGUUAUACACUGAGUGUACAAAACAUUAGGAACACCUUCCUAAUAUUGAGUUGCUCCCCCUUUUACCGUCAGAACAGCUUACAAUUAAUCGGAGCAUGGACUCUACAGUACAAAGUGUUGAAAGCGUUCCACAGGGAUGCUGGCCCAUGUUGACAGUUGUGUCAAGUUGGCUGGAUGUCCUUUGGGUGGUGGACCAUUCUUGAUACACACGGGAAACUGUUGAGCGUGAAAAACCCAGCUGUGUUGCAGUUAUUGACACACUCCACCUACUACCAUACCCCGUUCAAAGGCACUUAAAUAUUUUGUCUAGCCCAUUCACCUUCUGAAUGGUACAUACACAAUCCAUGUUUCAAUUGUAUCAAGGCUUAAAAAUUCUUAUUUAACCUGUCUCCUCCCCUUUACCUAUACUGAUUUAAGUGGAUUUAACAAGUGACAUCAAUUUCACCUGGAUUCAGCUGGUCUGUCUUUGUCAUGGAAAGAGCAGGUGUUCCUAAUGUACACUCAGUGUAUGUGAGUAUAUGUAUGUCUAUGGUCCCUACAUAGUAAGACUGAGACGUCCUGCAAUGAAGGUCUGGACCCUCCGGGUUUGGACCCACCCAAGGUGAUGAAGGUGUUUAACCGCAUGCUGCUCUUCGAUGGCGUGUCACGGGCCGACCCAGAGGCCCUCUCAGGCCUGCUGGAGUACCUACAGGGUCAUGAAAAGAGGCUCACCGACGAGGAGUUCAAAGGUGAGACGACCCCAGUGGUGGUAUGGUGGGUGGAGCCCUCUGGUGCCAAAUAUCUCUUCUCUCACAAAUGAGCCCUUGUCAGCUUUCACACCCAAACGCAGAAAGGUCGGAGAAAAAUAUAAAAAUAUUUUGUGUUGAAGGGGAGGUGGGGCUUAAGAUACCCCUUUCUAGUGACUAAAAUAGCAUCAGAACAUUAUCUCAAACAUGUCACAACUGGCCUCCUGAGUGGUGCAGCGGUCUAAGGCACUGCAUCACAGUGCUAGGUGUCACUACAGACCCUGGUUCGAUCCCAGGCUGUGUCGCAGCCGACCGGGAGACCCAUGAGGCGGCGCACAAUUGGCCCACUGUCAUCUGGGUAGGGGAGGGUUUGGCCGGCCGGGAUGUCCUUGUCCCAUCGCGCUCUAGUGACUCCUUGUGGCGGGCUGGGCGCAUGAACGCUGUCUUCGGUUGUCAGUUGUACGGCUUUCCUCCGACACAUUGGUGCGGCUGGCUUCCGGGUUAAGCGAGCAGUGCGGCUUGGCAGGGUUGUGUUUCGGAGGACGCAUGGCUCUUGACCUUCGCCUCUCCUGAGUCCGUACGGGAGUUGCAGCGAUAGGACAAGACUGUAACUACCAAUUGGAUAUCAUGAAAAAGGGGUAAAAAAACAAACAUGUUGCCUUACUAAAGGAGAAGUCUUACUUUUUAGUCCACUUAGCCCUGUGACUAACACCUUCAGUUAUUGUGUCAUCCAGGAGUUUGUCAUGACUUUGUGUAGUGAUAAUAGGUAUAGAUGUCUUAACAGAUCUCUUUCUGCCCCAAGGGCUUCAACUCUUUGGCGUGUCCUCUGACUUGGUUAUCUGUCUCUGACAUUUCAGUAUUCCCCCCUCCUCUCUUCCCUGUUGUUCUUGGCUCCAUAGAGCAUGUGUCAAACUCAUUCCAAAGUCAUUCAAUGGAGGGACGAGUGUCUGCGGGUUUUCACUCCUCCAUUGUACUUGAUUGAUGAAUUAAGGUCACUAAUUAGUAAAGAACUCCCCCUAACUGAUUGUCUAGGUCUUAAUUGAAAGGAAAACCCAAAAACCUGCAGACACACGAUUGAAUGACUUUGACACCCCUGCCUUAGAGUAAUGAGAAGGAAGCUACUGUGAUGUUAGAGCUUCUGUCCUGCCAAAAGUGGGUCCAAGGACAGCUUUCUGUCGGCAGUGUGCAUGUGUUUGUGUGUGUGUAUGUGUGUGUGUGUGUGUGUGUGUGUGGGGGGCAGGGCUUUAUAACAGAGAGCAGAGAGAAAUCACAGCAAACUGUCUCCUUCUGGGAAGAAAAGGACUAAAGUGGGCUUGACAGACUACAUGAAAAACUCAGACUGAAAGUAAACAAUAGAAGCAGACAACUUACUUGACUGCCACGUUUGGUUUGGCUGUUGUUUCUCAGGGUUUUGAGGCAUUUCCAUGUUCAGUGAUAUGGCUUGCUUGCUUCCCUUUCCUUUCUUAUCUUAUCACUAAUGAUUUAUCACCAGGACCGUUUGACACAUGAACAAUGUACCUUGCUGCCUCAAAGGAAGUCAUUUUUUAUGUCCAGAACUAUACAUGUCGUCUCUGAGUACCCCUCCACCCAUCCUUCAUUUGGUUGUAUUUUCUCCCAGAACCUUCUACAGGGAAGACGUGCCUGCCCAAAGCCCUUCUGAACCUGUACAGUGGUCAGAAUGACACCAUCCCCAUGCUGAUGGACAUAGCAGAGCAGACAGUCAACCUCCAUGAGUUCAUCAACACGCCCUUCAGAGAUGUAUAUUACAGAGGUGAACUCUCUUCACAUUUUAGCCCUUAACUAAAAACACCAGGGUCCUGUUCAAUAGGUACCACAUAGACUGAAAUGCUCACUUUUCGUUUCUGUUGUGAACCGUUAUAAAAUGUUUUUGUUUUUUUUGUGCGCCCUAAUGAACACGACCCAGUGCUGUAUUAACCAGUCAUUUGACUAGGAUAGAAGUAGAUUAUUUCAAACUUGGACUGUGUUGUUUUAAACCUAUCUUAAUAAUUUGAUAUUAUCACAGAUAAAAGUACCUACCUGUAAUGUAGGGCCUACUAUGCACACAUAGCCCAGUACUAAUUCCAUGAAGGCAGGCUGCAUAGAGACGCCCUUACCUACACUGAGUCUUCCACUGCCCCUUCUGCACAAAGAACCCACACAUCCUAGUCUGCGGCCCAACACAGGGCUGCUCUAUGGGGCUUCUAUUUCCAGAGGAAGGCCGGAUGAUGUGGCUGUUACACCUCCAAGAUUUGCCCUUACAGUUUUGGCAUUAGUUGGAAACAGAAGUGCAGCACACCUUUUUCUUCCAUCCACUUUCUUAGGUCUAAGCCCAAUAAACAACCUGUCUAAAAAAAACUUCACUCAUCACACACUAUGUCAGCCACUUUAAGAUUUACUGUUAGAAUGGGAUUUCACACUUUUGCCAGGAUGCCUCACAUUGAGCGCAUCUGAAAUGUCUCCCUAUGUAGUGCACUUUUUUUCAUAGGGCUCUGGUCAAAGGGAGUGCACUAUAUAGGGAAUAGGAUGCCAUUUCAGACACAGCCAUAGUCCACCUCCACACAGUACUGAAGUAGGAGACAGAUGGUGAUUGCUGAGGAGCCCAUGGCAGCCAUAUGGUAUCCUUACUGUUGCUAUAGGUCCCCUUUAAUGAACAUACAAGCCAGAAGGAAUGUGUUUAUGUCUGUAUGUCUGUGUGCCAUGACUGUUCACAGCUUUGACACUGCAGCAGAACCAGGCCACCUUUGUUGACCUAAGAAAAGAACCACACAUUUAUUGAUGAGAUACUGGGACUUAGUGAAUGUGGUAUCGCGUUAGUUACAACAAUACCAUUGUUGAAGUGUGGAUAGGAGAGGAAAGAGGUUGACCUUCGACCCAGUCUUGGAAUGGAGAUAUUGUUUGCGUCUUUGUCCGAGACCUCUAGUCAGUGCACCUUUCCUCACUCCUGAAGGUGGGACUCAGCAGACAGUGAGAGACCAAACAAUGCAAUACAUCCACUGUAGAGUUCAUUCCCUCUCAGGCAAGGCUGGAAUAGAGAAUAUAUUAAUGAUCUAAUAAUCCCAAUUUAACCACUUGUCCCUAUGCCCAAUGUGUUGACUGACUGUUGUGUGGUUCGCCAGGCCAGACGGCGCUGCACAUCGCCAUUGAGAGGCGCUGUAAGCAGUACUUGGAGCUGCUGGUGGAGAAAGGGGCAGACGUUCACGCCCAGGCCCGCGGACGCUUCUUCCAACCCAGGGACGAGGGGGGCUACUUCUACUUUGGUAAGACACCAUAACAUUAGGAUCAGAUCUGAUCCAUUCUACUGUCUACAGAAACUGCAAGAUUCAGAUUCGAGAUACAAUAUUUUAUUGCAAUAUACAACCAAAGUCCUCGGUCAGCAGGGGCUUAAAGUGGCAGUGCAUUAAGUGUAGGAGUAUGGUUUAAAACCUCUUAGAUUUAAAGUCCCCUGUUUAGGGGACCUGCGUGAUUCUGGUACCAGUUCUAACUGAUAGUUUUGCUUAUACUGUAUGUUUUAUUGCUUUUCAACCUCUGCCAUAUCGUGGAUUCAGAGCUAUCUAUGUUAUAGAACUCAGAGGGUUUUCUUUAAUGGAAGCUUCUCUAAUGUCAAACAUGUAGGGUGUGGUGUACCACAGGGCAGUUCUCUAGGCCCUCUACUUUUUUCUAUUUUUACCAAUGACACGCCACUGGCAUUAAACAAAGCCUGUGUGCCCUUGUUUGCUGAUGAUUCAACCAUGUGUCAGCAACCAUAACAAAUGAAGUCACUGAAACCCUUAACAAGGAGUUGCAGUCAGUUUUGGAAUGGGUGGCCUGUAAUAAACUGGUUCUGAACAUCUCUAAAACUAAGAGCAUUUUAUUUGGUACAAAUAUUUCCCUAAGCUCUAGACCUCAGCUGAAUCUGGUAAUGAUUGGUGUGGCUGUUGAACAAGUUGAGGAGACUAAAUUACUUGGUGUUAACUUAGAUUGUAAACUGUCAUAGUCAAAACAUAUAGAUUCAAUAGUUAUAAAGAUGGGAGAGGUCUGUCUGUAAUAAAGACAUUUUCUGCUUUUUUGACACCACACUCCACACAGCAAGUCCUGCAGGCUCUAGUUUUGUCUUAUCUUCAUUAGGAGCGUUGGGCUAGUAACCGAAAGGUUGCUGGAUCGAAUCCACGAGCUGACAAAGUAAAAAUCUGUCAUUCUGCCCUUGAGCAAGGCAGUUAUCCCACUGUUCCCCAGGUGCUGAUGAUGUGGAUGUCGAUAAACGCAGCCCCCCGCACUUCUCUGAUUCAGAGGGGUUGGGUUACAUGCGGAAGAAACAUUUCAGUUGUACAACUGACAAGGUAUCCUCCUUUUUAGUUAAGCUGCAGCUGGCCCGGAACAGAGUGGCACGUCUUGCUCUUCAUUGUAAUCAGAGGGCUAAUAUAAAUACUGUGCAUGCCAGUCUCUCUUGGCUAAGAGUUGAGGAGAGAUUGAUGGCAUCACUUCUUCUUUUUAUAAGAAACAUUCAUGUGUUGAAAAUUCCAAAUUGUUUGCAUAGUCAACUUACGCACAGCUCUGACACACACACUUACCCCAACAGGGGUCUUUUCAUAGUCCCCAAAUCCAGAACAAAUUCAAGAAAGAGUACAUUAUUAUAUGAAAAUGUAUGCACUCACUAACUGUAAGUCGCUCUGGAUAAGAGCGUCUGCUAAAUGACUAAAAUGUAAAAUAUAGAGCCAUUAUUGCAUGGAACUCCCUUCCAUCUCAUAUUGCUCAAAUGAACAGCAAACCUGGAUUAAAAAACAGAUAAAGCAACACCUCAUGACACAACGCCUCUCCCCUAUUUUACCUAGAUAUUUUGUGUGUAUUGAUAUGUAGGCUGUGUGCCAUUUUUAAAUGUACUGUAUGUAGUUCUGUCCUUGAGCUGUUCUUGUCUAUCAAUGUUCUGUAUUAUGUCAUGUUUCAUGUUCUGUGUGGACCCCAGGAAGAGUAGCUGUGUCUUUCGCAACAGCUAAUGGGGAUCCUAAUAAAAUACCAAAAUACCUUGCAUCGUAGCGCAGCAGGAGAGAGUGGUUCCAUCACUAUAGCACAUUCAGAGAUCGAUUUAUAUCCAUUAAUCUAAAAUAAUUCAUAGAUUUUAAACAAAAAACACUUUAUGUUUGUCAUACAUGGAUGAGAUUAAUAUGAUGAAAGGCAGGUUCCUAACGAGUUCAGGAAGCCAAGCUAGAGCUCUGUGUGACAUUCACAGCGAUGGGGGCAGAUGUUUUGAUCAAGAGAGACCUUUAGAAAAUGUUGCACAUUUUCUCUAACACUAACCAUACAAAUAUAUAUUUUACAGUUAUAAGGUUAAAUCUUAUAGUUAGUGAUUUUAUAAUUUGAUGAUACUAUAUUUAGAAAGCAUAUAAGUCAUUUCAAGCCUUAUUCAUACAGUUUAGUUGAAUAGGAAAUACGUCAUAUGAAAUAUUUUAUAUUUUCAUAUUUUUAUCAUAUUUGUACUGUGUACUUAAGCUUAUGUCCUCAAAAGUGACUACACCUCAGCAAUUUAUAACUUUUCUACCAGAAAGGUGAGAUUUUAACCUUGGAGUAUACAGCAUUACUAGUUAUUGUUUAUGGUCCUCUCAUGAUAAAUGAUUACUUUCGGGGAUCACGUAGAUUACAUUCUAGAUUACAUAUAGUUACAUUUAAGAGUUAAGCACAUUAAAAAAAAAAAAAAAAACACAUGAUGAGAUUUCAUACAUAUCUCAGAUAUCCCUCUUUUUUUCUGCUCUAUUUAUGGUAACAUUCAUGCACUAGUAUUGUAUUAUUGAACUUUGGCAGUAUUUCGAUACUGGUAAAGUAAUAUUCUAUUCCUCUUGGUUUUUUAAUGACAUGUCUGUAGUUUUCCAUGACAGGCGCCUGGGUUCCCGACACUGUGAGGUCAUGUCAAUGUGUCUUUAAGCAGUGCACUUGAAAAGUGGUUUUCUAGCUACCUCAGUGUGGUCUACAAAGGCUGGAUCGCUGCACAGUUGGAUAACUUGGAGUAAAUAUGUACUGGACCACUACUAAGGUAGUGUUAAGCUUCUCUUGGAAAAUGCUCUCAGUUGCCAUGGUAAGAUUAAGUGACAUUAGAGCCCGCCCUUCCCUUUUUACAUGGCAGGUUUGGGCUGGGCAACACAGUCAGGACAGUUCGCAAGGCCAAUGAUAAACUCAUAUAACCACCCAAAACAAGUCUGAAGUCAUAUCAUCAGAAAUGUCAUUAUUGGUAGUAGGCUUCUCCAAAAAAGAAAAGAGAACAAUGAUGUCACAAGUUCAACAAGUAUUUCUGAACAGUUUAGUGAAAGCUGUCUGUGGCUUGCUGCUGAAAAAAAGCAAACAUACUUUCCUUCAAAUGGGCAGGCUGCCUCUGUUUUGCUGACCUCACUGAAGUUGCUGGCAGAGUCCAUUGACAGAGAGCCUCCAAAUAAAACGUGUCACUCCAUACUGCCCUCUGCUGAUUGGAGAGUAUCCCUGCAACUCUCAUGCUGAACCCAACAUCCCACUACAGGUGUAGGAUCUUCAUUGAUCACCCUGUUGCAGGAGAAAUGUAAAACUUGUAGUGUAUUUGCGGUUUUAAAAUGUCCACUUUGAAAUUUCAGACUUGAUUUUCCCUUAUGAAAAAUUUAUCAACCUGUACAAAAAUGUCCAUUAAUUAUAAUCCACAUAAUAAUUCACAUGUUCUGUUGCUGCAGGAUUAUUUUCCUGUUGUAGCAAACUGGCUCAAAUUAAGAUCCUCGGGACUAGGCUACAUCCCAUUCACCUCAACAGCCCUUCCAGCCUCAAGUUCAACAAACUAAUACACUUUUCACACUAUCCUGUUGACCCGAACUGGACUGUGCUGACUGAUAUUUCAUUUUGACAUUGUAUUUUCUGGCACUGUGUUUGCAACUAUGGUGGAUGCGUUACCAGGCCAGUGUAGAAGCCUACAGCUCUGCUCAGGAAUGUGAAAGGGUUAUGAAGGAGAUAGAGGGAGAGACAGAGAAAGAGAUACAGGUUAAAAGAGAGGAGAUUUGAGUAGGCAAUUAUUUCCCAAGAAACUCACUACUGGCAUUGUUAUUGUAUUAAUGUGUUAUGUUCCAUACUCAUCACCCGAGGGAUUAUAUCCACUUGCACUAAGUGCGACUGUCAUUCCCAAAUCAUUCCAAACCCCCGGCGUGUCUGUGGCACAAUGCGAGUCAUUCACUCUGGAGCUUUGCGCUGAAGUAGGUAGCUUAGUGGUUAAGAGCGUAGUGCCAGUAACCGAAAGGUUGCUGGUUCUAAUCCCCGAGCCGACUAGGAGAACAAUCUGUCGAUGUGCCCUUGAGCAAGGCACUUAACCCUAAUUGCUCCUGUAAGUCGCUCUGGAUAAGAGCGUCUGCUAAAUGACAAAAAAAAAGAAAAAAGAAAACAUAACCAGGAAACCUGGCAGAGGGGCGACAGCUAAUGUGAUUUAAUGCUUACUCACUCCGUGAGCACCCGUGCAAAUCCAUGAAGAGGAGCGUUUCCCAUGCGAGGUGACAGGGUAAUCUGUCACCCGUGGCAACGGCUCGUUUUCAGUAGCUGCUUUUGGCACACUGGUUUCAAUGCACAGGCCCCUCCCUCAGACAAGUAGUACUAACUGUGUCCUUUUCGUUGCAAGGUUUUAAGUCCAAUCUUUGACAUGUGGGGUGUUGUACAAAACAAAGUCAUCAGCGAUUGGAUCGUCUCUAACCAAGCAGAGUAUCAAAGCCAAUGACAAAUUUUCAAACUGCCGCUUUACCCAAGUGUGUUCUGGCUCUGGCCCAACCCAUUGGUUUCUGGACCAAUCAAGAGGGCCCUGAAGGGUUGGGGACGUAUUCAGAUCCAGACUCAUAGACGUGGUGUAGCGUUAUGCCGGAGUAAGGAGUCUGGGUAGCCAGGCAAAGAUAGCCUUCAAAGACAUGUGGAAAGUGGUUUGCUGUUCCAUAUGAACCCAGAGUGGAAAGAGACUGCCUGAGUGCGAGGUGGGCAGGGUUUGCACUUUUGGGACUUUUCUAUUAGUUCCAUUGUAAAAUGGGAUCCCCUUGAUUGAUGUGCUUGUUGCUGUGUGUAUCUGACUGUAUCUCUUUGGCCAGGCGAGCUGCCUCUGUCGCUGGCAGCGUGCACCAACCAGCCGAACAUGGUGCACUACUUGACUGAGAACACCCACAAGAAGGCUGACCUUCGACGGCAGGACUCGCGCGGCAACACAGUGCUACACGCCCUGGUGCACAUCGCCGACAACACCCGGGACAACACCCGCUUCCUCACCAAGAUGUACGACCUGCUGCUGACCAAGUGUGCCAAACUCUACCCAGAAUGCAGCCUGGAGGACAUUCUCAACAACGACGGCAUGUCGCCCCUUAUGAUGGCGGCAAAGCUGGGAAAAAUUGGGGUGAGAACGAACUCAUAUAUCACGUGUAUGAGGAAUCAUACUCUUAAAGGGAUAGUUCAUUUAACACUAGCAAUGCUAAUGGUAAUGCUACUGUGUGGUGCCUUGUUGGAUUAUGUAUUGUAUUAUUGACAGAAAAUAUAAUCACAUGCAUUAUAAAACAGACAAAGAAGGUCAACUUUGUUAUUAUUAUUUCUCCCAGGUUUUCCAGCACAUCAUUCGCAGGGAGAUCAAGGACGAGGAAGCGCGUCACCUCUCACGGAAGUUCAAGGACUGGGCUUACGGCCCCGUGUACUCCUCCCUGUACGACCUCUCCUCCCUGGACACCUGUGGAGAGGAGGUGUCCGUGCUGGAGAUCCUGGUCUACAACAGCCGCAUCGAGGUGCGUGAUAGCCUGCUUAGAUAAAGCCUCGGCUCUGAAGCUCUGGGAGCUAACGCAAGUCUUCAGUGUAUUUUUUGUGGCUAAGAUUAUGAAGUGGGGAUGGGGCAGACAGAGGCCAAGUGUGUGUUUUUGCAUUUUUACCUAUAAUAGAUUUGUUUAUCUGAGAUAAAGGGAAAGCCAGUAUGGUAGGAAAGAUAGAGUAUGAUUUCUCUUUCACUCUCUCUUUGUCACCAUACUCUCCUCCUACCAUUAUUGUGAGUCUUCCUGCGCUGUCCAUAGAAUCGCCAUGAGAUGCUGGCUGUGGAGCCCAUCAACGAGCUGUUGAGGGCCAAGUGGCAAAAGUUUGCUGCCGUCACCUUCUACAUCAGUGUUGUCUCCUACCUGGUGACCAUGAUCAUCUUCACCCUGGUGGCCUACUACCGCCCCUCCCAGGGAAUGGUACGUACAUGACCAACAACUCACAUACAAACACAACAAAUGUAUGCACUUAUUCAAAGUCGCUUUGGAUGAAAGUGCCUGCCAAGUGGCAUUAUUAUUAUAUUAGUAUAUGUGUACUGUACAAACAGUAUGGGUGUCACGACCAGCAAAGCUUUAACUUUGUUUGUCCCUGACUAGCCUCCGUACUCCUACAACACCUCCACAGACUAUCUGCGUCUGGGAGGGGAGGUUAUCACCUUGGGCUCUGGAGUCUUCUUCUUCCUCACUAACGUAAGUCUGCAGCCUGCAGCCACUGCAGCUUCUCUCCGGUUGAACCAUCCAAUCAGAGUCACAUCUUUGAAUGUUGACUCUACAAUAAACAACAUUUUUUUAAAGAGGCCUCGAAAUGUGUACACAAACACACACUUUCACUAUAAAUCUUCAAUCUCCCCUGUAAAUUGAUCUUGUUUCUUUUCUGACAUUCCCUCUCUCUCGCUCUCAUCCUCCUCAUCCUCUUCUUGUGUCAAGCCCCAAAACUAAAAUACAGUAUGUUUGUGGGCAGCCAUUACCCAAAUCUCUCUCUUCCUGCCCCCCUUUGUAGAUUAAGGACCUCUUCCUGAAGAAAUGCCCUGGGGUGAACUCCUUAUUUGUCGAUGGCUCCUUUCAACUGCUCUAGUAAGACUCCAGCUCCCCCCUCCUUAACCUUCUCCUCCUCUGUAACUCCCUCUGACUUGUACCCGAGGCUAAUUUAUCAUCCUCUCUUAAUUGAGUCUAUUCAAUUCCACAUUAAAGCCCCCCUUUUUCUGGCACAUUUUAUAGUUUACAUCUUCUUUAAUUAAACCCAUGAUCCCAACAAAGAGCGGAGGAUGUUGAGCGCCGCUCCGAAGGGUGUUUUGUUUCCAUCAUUAGUGCUGCAUCUACAUGUUGCCCGUUAAAUCCCAAAUGGCAUUCCUGUGUAUUGGAAAUGUUCUCUGUAUCUAACACGUAGGUAGGAUAAGGAUUAUUGUUGUUUCCUGGAAUCUUAACACCAGGGCCAUUAGGGUACACCGUUGCAAAACAUUUUGAAUUGGAAAAUGAAAGCGUGUUUCUUAUUGGAGAAGUUCAGAUAGUACCUAGGCAUUUCGGUCCGUUUUCUUCCAUUUUGUGCCUAAUGAACAUGGCCCAACUCUCCUAUAUCUCUAGCUUCAUCUACUCUGUGCUGGUGAUAGUAACUGCGGCUCUCUACCUGUCGGGUAUCGAGGCCUAUGUGUCUGUGAUGGUGUUUGCGCUGGUCCUGGGCUGGAUGAACACUUUAUACUUCACCAGAGGCCUGAAGCUCACCGGCACCUACAGCAUCAUGAUACAGAAGGUAUCAACUCCUUCACAUUGAAUUUGAAAUCAAAAUGGACUAAUAUGACACUAGACACCUGAUCACAAUUUAUCCUUCUUCCUUGGCUCUCAGAUUCUCUUCAAAGACUUGUUCCGGUUUCUGCUGGUCUACCUGCUCUUCAUGAUUGGAUACUCGUCAGGUACAAUGUCCCCUACUGCACACUUCUUCUUCUCAGCAGUCUGUCGACCAGUUGAAACAGAAGAGAACCUACCGUAUCAUCUCCUCAUGUUUCCCAUCUCACCCCCCAGCUCUGGUGUCCCUCCUGGCGGUGUGCCCCGGGCCGGAUGAGGUGUGUCCGGAGGAAGGCGGCUGCCCCACCUACCCCCAGUGCCGGGACACGGACACCUUCAGCAACUUCCUGCUGGACCUGUUCAAGCUGACCAUCGGAAUGGGCGAUCUGGACAUGGUCAGCAGUGCCCAGUACCCGGCUGUCUUCCUCAUCCUGCUGGUCACCUACAUCAUCCUCACCUUCGUGCUGCUGCUCAACAUGUUGAUCGCUCUGAUGGGAGAGACAGUGAGCCAGGUGUCCAAGGAGAGCAAGAAGAUCUGGAAGCUGCAGGUGAGUGAGGAGAACAGCUGAUGGACAGCUACUGUAGGUUCCCUAUGCAGUAAACACUAUUCAUUAGAGCACACCGUAGCAAAGGUUGCAACGGAAAACAAAAAUAAACAUUUCCAAUUGGAAGUAGUUUUUCUUACGUUUGGUGCCUAGUGAAUAUGACCCUGGGAACCCCUGGUGAUGGCCUUAUACACAGUGCAUCCUCUAGUUCACGGUCACAUGAGUAUGUUAUGGAAAACAUUACUACAUGUUGGUUGAUGUUAUGUUUUAACAACAGUGGGCUACGACAAUCCUGGACAUCGAGCGCUCCUUCCCUGUGUGUCUGCGGAAGUCCUUCCGUGCUGGGGAGAUGGUGACAGUGGGGAAGAAAUGGGACGGCACCCCUGACCGCCGCUGGUGCUUCAGGUACACAUAGUUGUUUCUCUGGACUCUCACCCCUCUCUGCAUCAGAGAAACGUGUCUGAUUGGUAAGUCAAAUGCAAACAUCUUCUGGGGUAAUUUCAGGGUGGACGAGGUCAACUGGUGCCACUGGAAUCAGAACCUGGCCAUAAUCAACGAAGACCCGGGCAAGAACAUAACAGAGACCCAGCAAUGCUCCGGUACAGUGCAUCAAACCGUCCGUGGCCUGAGGAGAGGUGAGACUCUUUUACUGCAUUCGCAAAAAAAUGUUAAAGUGCACUGAUGCAUACGUACAGUUCAUAAAGGCAAAUAUACAGUGUAUAAGGGCAAGCCGAAUCACAUCAGCCAACAUUUGACUUUUGUUCCCCAACCCAUCUAGAUCGCUGGUCCACGGUGGUGCCAAGGGUUGUGGAGCAGAAUAAAGGGCCACGACCACGAGACCUAGUACUGGAGAUGGAGCCACUGACCCCCAGACACAGACCCUUUGCAGAGGGCUAGAGCCCAGCUAGGGCUAUGGCCCAGCUCUGGGAGCCUCCAGGAGCCCGGGUCCUUAAGAACACCCUGCAGAUCGUAGGUAUUCAGACUGACAAAGAAGAGUUGGGCCACAAAGUUUGCCACUUUGCACAAAACUCUGUUGCCUUGAGAUUAGAACCAAAUAUAUGUACAAUGUAUUAUAAGACAAUAUAAAGGAUUUAGAAAAGAUAGGAAUGUAGUGUAUGGUCAAAGCAAACCAUUCAUUUGUUUAUCAAAUGCUUUUUUAUUCAACUAGUUUAUUCAACUAGUUGUGAAUGGUGGUCAUAUGAUGAUUAGUAUCCUCUCCCUUGGUGGUUUUAACCCAGGAGGAAGGACCCUCGGGAAGCUGUUACCUGACAGAAUGCUAUGGC